Sarcophilus harrisii (Tasmanian devil) is the source of this 9470-nucleotide messenger RNA. RefSeq names its product ArfGAP with FG repeats 1 (gene AGFG1). The coding region runs from base 374 to 2095 and encodes 573 amino acids. The transcript is spliced from 17 exons. Gene Ontology annotation, molecular function: GTPase activator activity. The record is from RefSeq and is a predicted model, not a curated record. Lineage: Eukaryota; Metazoa; Chordata; Mammalia; Dasyuromorphia; Dasyuridae. Gene Ontology annotation, cellular component: cytoplasmic vesicle.
GUGGAAGAAAAGCCCUUUUGCUUUGGUUGGCCCCAGGGGACAGAGAUUGGAGCAAUUUGAUGGGGGGAGGGGGAGAGAUUGAGAAGGGAGGUAAUUGCUGAAAGUCAAACUUUAGUUUAAUAAAGGAAAUAAUAUCUUAACAUUUACAGUUGCAGAAAAAUGGAAAAGACUGCUUUGGGAGGUUGGAUGAGACAGCUGACCUCAGGUUCCUUUGAAAUCUGAAAUGCUAUGACAGAUGGCAAGUGCAUAAAGAGGUGCAAACCGGAUGCUUUGUGAGGUCUAUCUGAUUGAUGGAGGACCAAGAAAGACUUCCAGGAAGAUAUUGCAUUUGAGUCUGGCCUUAAAGGACCUGUAGGGUUACAACAGGUGGAGAAUGUGCAAAAUCAUAAGGCACAGCAUGACAAAAGGCAUGAAAGAAGGAAAUCAUAGGCUAAGGCGAGGUUUAAAUCCACCACAUAGGGUGAAGUCCAUCUCUAUGACAACAUUCACACAACAGGAAAUUGAAUUUCUCCAAAAACAUGGAAAUGAGGUGUGUAAACAAAUUUGGCUAGGAUUGUUUGAUGAUAGAUCUUCAGCAAUUCCAGACUUUAGGGAUCCACAAAAAGUGAAAGAGUUUCUACAAGAAAAAUAUGAAAAGAAAAGAUGGUAUGUUCCUCCUGAACAAGCAAAAGUUGUAGCAUCUGUCCAUGCAUCUAUAUCUGGGUCUUCUGCUAGUAGUACAAGCAGCACACCUGAGGUCAAACCACUUAAAUCGCUUUUAGGAGAGACAGCACCAGCCCUACACUUGAAUAAGGGCACACCCAGCCAAUCCCCUGUUGUAGUUCGUGCUCAAGGACAGCAGCAGCAAGAAAAGAAGCAGUUUGACCUCUUGAGUGACCUUGGCUCAGACAUCUUUGCUGCUCCAGCUCCACAGUCAACUGCUACAGCAAAUUUUGCUAAUUUUGCACAUUUCAAUAGUCAUACAGGAAACUAUAUUGGAGCUCAGAAUUCUGCAAAUGCAGAUUUUGCAAACUUUGAUGCAUUUGGACAGUCUAGUGGUUCGAGUAAUUUUGGAGGUUUCCCCACAGCAAGUCACUCUCCUUUUCAGCCCCAACCUACAGCAUUUAGAAUGCUUUCAUCCAGCUGCAGUUAUGGGGAAUUUACUUCAGCUUUUCCUCUCCAGGCUUUCCACAGUGGAAGUGUGGGAUCAGUAAAUGCUAAUUUUGCCCAUUUUGAUAACUUCCCUAAAUCCUCCAGUGCUGAUUUUGGAGCCUUCAAUUCUUCCCAGAGUCAUCAAACUGCAACAGCCAUCAAUAAAGCUGUAACGAAAAAAGCUAAUCUUCAGACAACUGACAAAUAUGCGGCACUUGCUAAUUUAGACAAUAUCUUCAGUACUGGGCAAGGUGGUGACCAAGGAAGUGGCUUCGGCACAGUAGUUAAAGCUUCAACAGGUGCUGCUGUUUCAACGCCAAGUCAGUCAAGUAUAUCAUCAGACAAGUACGCAGCUCUAGCAGAAUUAGACAGUGUUUUCAGCUCAACAGCAACCUCUAGCAAUGCAUAUACUUCUACCAGUAAUGUUAGCAGCAAUGUUUUUGGAACAGUACCAGUGGGUGCUGCUACACAGACACAGCCUCCUUCUUCAAGUGUGCCUGCUCCAUUUGGAGCUACACCUUCCACAAAUCCAUUUGUUGCUGCUCCUGGUCCUUCUGUGGCAUCAUCUACAAACCCUUUCCAGACCAAUACCAGAGGAGCAACAGGCCUGUCAGGAACAGUGCAUUCUCACGUCUUUCCUCAUGCUCAUUUUGCGGCAACAUUUGGGACAGCGUCCAUGAGUAUGCCUACAGGAUUUGGAACGCCUGCCUCCUACAGUCUUCCGACUAGCUUUAGUGGCAGUUUCCAGCAACCUGCUUUCCCAGCCCAAGCAGCUUUUCCUCAACAAACAGCUUUCUCUCAGCAACCCAAUGGUGCAGGCUUUGCAGCAUUUGGACAAAGCAAACCAGUGGUGACCCCUUUUGGUCAAGUGGCAGCUGCUGGAGUAUCUAGUAAUCCUUUUAUGGCUGGUGCACCAACAGGACAGUUUCCUACAGGAAGUUCAUCAACCAACCCUUUCUUAUAGCCUUAGAGACACUUUACUGGAACGGACUUUUAUUGUGGUCACCUAACAUCUCUCCGCCUCUUGCACUGUUGUCUCGUUUCACUGAUGUAGCUUUAAACACAAGAGAAGUCUUUUAAAAACCUGCAUUGUGUAUUAAACACCAGGUAAAAUGUGCAAAACAGAGGGCUCUGGCAACAUCUUUUAAUAUGUGAAUUGGCAGAAAAGGUAGCGGUAUCAUGUAUAGUAAAAUUGGCUAAUAAGUUAUUGCAGAUACCACGUUCAUUAUGCUGCAGUACUGUACAUAUUUUUUUCUUAGAAAUUAGCUAUUUGUGCAUAUCAGUAUUUGUAACUUUAACACAUUGUUAUGUGAGAAAUGUUACUGGAGAAAUAGAUCAGCCACUUUAAGGUGCUGUCAUAUCUCUUGGAAUGAAUGAACUAAAUCAUUUUAUCCAUUGCUACUGGAAGUUUUGAAGUCAAGAUUGGAAGGUUUUGUUCAUUCUUCAGGUUUUUUUUUCCUUUCCGAAAGAGCUCUUCUAUUUAUACAUGCCUAAGUUCUUUAAAAUGUAGAGGGAUACCUGUCUGCAUAAUAAAGCUGAUCAUGUUUUGCUACAGUUUGCAGGUGAAAAAAAAUAAAUAUUAGAAAAUAUGCUAUUGUUUCUGUGUUCUUGCUGCAAUGCCUUUACCAAAGUGGCCUUAAAUAUGAAUAGGUAAAUGGGAACAUCUUGAAUUAAGUUUUUAAAAGAUUUCUCGUGGCUAACCUUUAUGAUAAAAAUUUAUACCGAUUAUAGGAAAGCCAUGUGGAAAAUUUAUUUAAAAAACAAAACUAUUAUAACAGUUAUAUUGAGGAAUGUCAGUGGUAAAGCAUUUAUAUGCAGCUGGUCAAAAUCACCUUAAUUCUGGUUUCUUGAUUAUAUGUUAGCAAUUUGUUUUAAAAAUUGCAUGUAUAUGUAGUUAUCCAAACCUUAUUAGUAUUUAAUCAUGAAAUAUAAGAAGGAAGAAUAGGGCCUAUUUCAAUAUUUUUUUUUUUAAAGAAUUUUUUUUGAAUGUAUUUGAAAUAUACAUCAUCUGUUUGAAAUAAUUACACUUUCAUUUAAGCAAAUUAGAUAAGUAUUGUCAGAAGGAAAAUUUUUUUAUGUUCAGUAUCUGGAGCAAGAAAUACAGAAUGUUCAACAGCUGACCAGUAUGCAGAAUACCUUGUUAAAGGAAAGCCAGUGAUGAUAAUGUUUAUUGAUUACUUAAUAUUAACAUUCAAAUGAAUACUUAUUAGAUAAUAUAUAGUAAUGCCUCACUCAUCUGGAAGUCACUUAUAACAUUUUAGUUAUCUUGUACAUUAGCUGAGAACCUUGGAAUAAACAAUUAUACCUCUUAGCACCACUAUUGUUAUCAUAAUGUCCAUGUACUAAAUUUCAUGCACUUAUUUAACUCAUAGAAGGAGAACUCAGGUCAACAGAAAGAACAUUUACUCCUUAUUUUAUAUGCAGCAGUUCUAUAUGUGGUUCUCUUACUUCCUAGUCACAACAGAUUAGAAGUUGCAAAGUUGAGUAUUUAGAGAGCAGGGUUUCUUAACUUUUUUUUUUGUAUCAUAAAUCUCUUUGCCCAUCUGAAAAAGCUUAAGUCUUCUUUAAAAUAACAUUUUAAAAUAUGUAAUAUAAAAUAUAUAGGAAUAUAAAAGAAACUAAUUAAAUUGAAAGAUUAAAAUAAAACAUCCAGAAUCAUAGACUCUAUGUUAGGAAUCUUUGGUAUAGGUAAAGGGUCACUAUUUGCAUAGUCACAUUGACAGCAGUUACAGUGAUUUUCAUGGUGAAGUGUGAGUAAAAAAGUCCAAAAAUCAUAUUCAAGAACUAAGAAAGCAUGGCAUUCCAGACCCUCUUUUCCCCAGUCCUUCCCCUCAGAAAUAUCGCUGCCAUUGCUGAUAAGGAUGGCUCUGUGUUUUCAGAGAAUUCAAUAAAGUGUUGAACAUCAGGGCAAGAUAAUACAUUUAAUACAUUUUAAAAUUAUUUCUCCUAAAAAUAGUUUUGAAAUUUAAAUUUGUCAUUUAAAAUGGGUCAAUAAAUACCUUAGAAAAAUUAUUUAGGUGAAACAAGUUCUUCCCUAAAGGUACUACAUAAAUGUAUCUUCUUGUUAGGAUUUUAAAAUACAUAUGUUCAACCAGUAUCUGCCUAUCUUGAUUGAUGUCUGGUUUAUUAUGACUGUUUUACUAUGCAAGCUGGCUUGUACGCAGGGAUAUUUCCUAACUUUCCUUUUAAAGCAAUGUAUUUUAUCUUUUCACAAAAUUGAGUGUAGUACUGUGUUAUGUGCUCAUCUGGUCCAUCUAUAUCAGUUUAUAUAUCAGAUGAUUGCAUGUUGAAAGAACAACUUAAUCUCUUUUCCCAUUUAGGGAAAAGGUCCUAGCAAAUACCUUUGGUUUCAAAAAUUUGUAUAUUGGUUUUCAAAUAGCCUAGCUUAUAUCCUGAAGAACCAAAACUGUUACUAAAAAGAUUUUAAAGACUAAAAUUUUUACUCAUCAAGUGUUUUUUUUUUAUUUUUUUUUUAUUUUAUGCAAUCUCUUGUGGACUAUUUUGAAAUAUUGGCUACAAAUUUUAGAUUAAUGAUUAUUUUUUAAUGGAAUGCUAUUUUGGAAGCUUUGUUCUUAUAUAAAAUUAUAUUUUACCAUUACCCAAAAUUACAUUAAUUUCUGUGAGAAGUCAAUAAACAACAGCUUGUAGUGAGAAAGCUCAGGAUCAUGACUGGUGUUUGGAGAAAGUAAAGCUUUAAAAGAAAUAGAAACUAACUUAAGAGUCAAGAUUCUAUUUCUUCUCUCAGCUACAUUCCUAUAUCAUUGUGUAAACCUCUAUAGCACCAAUGCAAAAAGUUUUUGGUUCUGCCUUCAGUAAAAAAUAAGAGAGACCAAUUUUUCCUUUCUGUUUUAACAGUUGUUUGUAUGUUUGAAAUAUGUUGCAAUAUCUUAAUACCUUAGUCGUAAGUAAUUUGUUAUCAUCUAGUAAUUGCUUCUAUUUCAAGGUUCUGUUCUUUCAUCAUUGUAGGUCCUCCCUUUUUCGAUGUGUUGUUAUUUUUAUUGCCUUAAUCCAUGACUUUAUGAUUUACCAUGGUUGAAAAAUUCAUCAUCAUAAAGGAAGGGAUUAGUAACCAUUAGGCUCUCUGCAGUGAACCUGGGUUACAGGUACAGUUUCUCAUUAGUUCUUAGUUGAAGCCUUUUAACUCUGCUGGACUUGCCAGAACAUGAGCUCAGCUGAACCGUGGGUAAACAUUGUUACCUCUAAAGCUUUGGGGAAGAAUUUCUCUGGGGACAUUUGAAAUUCAUUCCAAAAAUGGAAUUGAAUGAUUUGUUAAAACUUAUGUUGUUCAUGUAUAAUUUCUUAGCACUAAUUUUGAUAGGUAAGAGAAACAUUUUAGGGUUAUAUACAUUUAUUGAAAGGGAAAGAGGAAAUAUUGAUAAUACUCAGUUGUUGAAAAACCUGGCUAAUAGAAUUAAUAGUGUUUACUAUAUGGAAAAAAGAUUGUUGUGAUAUGUAUUUUUCCAUGGCAUAUUAUGUUACUCAUGUUGUUGGUUGUCUUUUUGAUCCUACACGUUCAUCAUUUUUGAAGCCAUGCCAUUUCAAGCACAUUAGUUCAGGACUAAUGGUAUCUGAAGAGCUACAUUUUUUGCUUUUGGAAAGUAAAAAGACUUUUAAACCUGUUGCCUAUCCUGGGCAAGCCCUGGUUCAAAUUACGGCACAUUAGCCACUGAUCUGUGUGCACAUACUUUGUGAAGCACAUACUUCUAAAAUAUGCUUUUAAAUUGAGUAUAAGACAUGGAGGAGAGGAGAGAAAGGUGGGUAGGGUAUGUGUCAAGGGAUGUGAAGUGUUUCUGGGACACUUUGUGCCAAAAAAAACAUUUACUAAGUUAGUUGUAGUUUUCUGCUGAUUCCCUUUUGACUUUUAUGAUCUCCAAAACAUGCUAAAUUCUGAGAAGUAUAGGACUCUAGAAAUGUGUGUACAUGCACUCACAUAUCACAAACCAGUUAUUAGCAAAAAGCCUUCCUCAAUUUCCCUAUUCUGUUGUCAGGUUUCAGAUUCAACUUCAAGGUUUACUUUUUUAAAAAAAUGGGUUUGUAAAUGUGUCGAAUUUUGCUAAAAGUGUAUUGUCAGUUAACUAUUUUGCAAUGUUUUCCUCUAACAAGACACUGCUGUUUUAAGUUAUGUGUCAUCUAAUGUAAAUGGGAAACAAUUUCAAAUAAAUUAAUUUAUUAAUAAUGUCUCUGCAUAAUAUGGUAGAGUGGCUUACCUCUGCCUUUUUUUAUUUUCACACUGUCAUGAUCAGUUAUCUUAAUUAUAAUUUGACAGGGUUCUUCCCCUCCCCCUGGGAAUUUUUUGCUUCAUCUGAGGACUUAUAUUUUUGAAAUUUAUGACUUCACUCCUUUAGGUGGUGGGAAUGGCUGGUUUUACAGAAUUUGUUUCCUGUCUCAAAGUUUCCCUUCAGCUUUGAGUUAUUAUAAAUUUAGAGCUGAAUGAGAUCAGAGAGGUCCAUCAUUUCAUGCAAGGCUCUGAGGCCCAGCAUACAGUGACUUGUCUAAAUCUCAGAGCCUUAGUCCUUUCCCCAUUAUAAUACCAUGCUCUUUUCCUUUGACCACCUCUUAUUAAUUAUGGGGCAGGAUAGGAAUUGCAGUUUUCUCAUGUAAUGAAUUACUUAAAGUUCUGUCAAUUCACCUUUCAUAUGGUCUAGUGUUUUUUGUUUUUUUCUUUUUGUCUCCAUGAACUCUCUGCCUCAACUCUACUACCUGGAUCUACCCUUUCUAUUCCUAUUCUCCUCUCAGUCCCUCUUGCAUGGCAUUGUUGCAUUAGUUUUUCUAAGACGGCAAUUUUUUUAAAAAAUGACUUAAAAAUCACUUCACCCUUUUAUGAAGAAAUCUUAAAAAUCUUCCUGUUGCCUAAAAGGUAAAAAUCCAGGCCCUUGUAAUCUUAUCAUUCAUUUUCCUGCCUAAUCUCCCUAUAGGCACUGUCCCUCUGGGUAAGCUGGCUGUCCUACUGUUCUUCAGAGCGACCUUUUUACUCAAUUGCCUCCACUUUUGAUAAUUGUAUUUAAAUAAUUCUUUAAUGUCUAGAUUAACUAAUGUUUACAACUAUUAUCUAAUUUUAUCUCACAACUAUCCUGAGAGCUAGGUGCUAUUAUUUCCCCUAUUUUGUGAUUUAGGAAAAUGAGAUAGCUUAAAGGUACUGCCCAGGGUCAUACAGAUCACAUAAUCGAUAACUGGUGUGAGCCUGAGGUUGAAUUUGAACCCUGGGCCCCCUACUUGGCUCACCUUGAAUACUUUUCCAUUUCCUGUUUGAUAAUUGAAAUCUUAUCAGGACUCCAACCCUCCAAAAAGGGUAUUCUCUGAGCCCUGGAGCUGUGCUUCCUCUUGGUUUUUCUAGCCCUUGCUUUGUCCUUAUGUUCCCAAUGCCUUGAAUUAGGCACAUAGUUGGCCCUUCAUAAAAUGCUUAUUUGAACAUUGUAACAUAAACAAAGGCAGUGAGAGAGAGAGAGAAAGGAGAGAGAGAAUCUGGUUCUAAUCAAAAGGAAGUGUAUCUGGGGAAAAAAAAAGACCGUAUACAUAAGGAAGAGCUUGAGUUCAAAAUGGAAGCUUGGCAUCCAACGACAAGGCAAACAAGUACUGCCUUUGCAGUGACAUUUGAGGUGGAAUUUUAAAAGGUUAAGCAAGGAAAAUGUGUAUUUUGGAUGCUAAGAAGAAACGAGUGUUUUUCUUGUAUUGAUCUUUGAUCCUGUUUGCAUUUGAGAGGUUAGAAAAAUGCUGUGGGCAAAGACUGCAGAGAUACAGAAGGAUGAGAGGGCAAAUAGCCACUGCCUGCUUGGUUUUGCAUUAGAAGCAUGAUCCAGUCAAAAGCAGCAUAAAUAGUAGGAGUAAUCAUACCGGCCUGCAGGCACAAGGCUUGUCUUUCCACCCCAGUUCUGCUAUUAUGUCCUAGAACUGUGCUUUUAGAAGAAAUCACUUCUCCUCCUUGCUUCUCCUCAGUUUCCUUAUCUGUACAGUGAGAAGGCUUGGUUGGAGUUUCCUCUGGGCCCUUCAGGAAGUGAAAGAGGCAGAGAUUGGAAGUGAAGAACCUAGUGGGGAAUAAAAACCUGGGGCAAGAACCAUAGAGUCUGUCUUGUUUGAUAGUUUAAUUCUUCCAGUGCUUUGCAGGGGGCCUGCACAAAGCUCAACAGUGAUGUCAGAUUCAGAAGAGGGUCACUAAUCUGUACAGAGAGGAUCCCUGUGGGCUGCACUGACCUAGUUUACAAUAAAAUGUCAUGUUUAUUUAUGUUGUAUUUUUAUUUGUUUUGUUACAUAUUUCCCAAUUCCAUUUUAAUCUGUUUCACGUCAACAGAUAGGAUGUUUGACAUCUCUUUGGUACAUGAUAUCAAUGAGGGAGGGAUCUAAAUGGGUUACUUGGUUGCUACAUGAAAUUUCCUCCUACCUGAUACAAAUCAGCUAAGUAUAGGUUAAUUAUGCAGCAAUCCUUUUUAAGCCACAAGACAAAAAUGUCUACCCUAAAUUUGGGAAUGAUUUCAAGGAUACACAGGAUUCUCGUGGGGUUUUGGAGCAGGAAUAGAGGCAUUGUGGCUGUCUAUUGCUGCAAGUCUUAGAGCUUGAAAUAUUCCAGAAUUAACUCCAUUUAAAGCUAUCAGUUUAAGGGACACUUACUCAACAACCCUCAGUUUUGCAUCUAUGUGUGCCAUCUGAUGAUCCUCUCUGUAUGUGUUACCCUUAUUUUAAAUGAACUCUUUAGGAAACCAAGAUUCAUAGAUAUUAUUUAUCAAAAUUCGUAGUAAAUCACAUCAUAAAAUUUUGGAAUUGGUAAGGAUCUCAGCAGACAUCUAAUCAUAACCUGAAAAAGAAUUCUCAUUACAACAAAUUUAUUAAGUCUGCUUGAAGACUCACUUGGUAGAGCAUUACUAUCUUAUGAGUCAGUCCAUUCCACUUUUGGAUAAUUAAUUUUUAACAUUUUAAACUUUUGCUUAUCGCUUUUACAAUGCUUCCAUUGGAAUAGGCCAAAUCAGUCUUCCAAAUAUUUAAGUAUUGUUAUGGUCUACCCAAGAUUUCUCGUGAAGAAAAAACCCUACAUUCCUUCAAGUAGUGGUAUAGACUCAAAAAUCUAUCACAAACUGGUAAGUCUUCUUUGGACACUGUUCAAUUUGUCAGUCUUUCCCAAACUGGUUCCUGGAUCUGGACACAUAACUCCAGAUAUGUUCUGAGCAGGACUGAUGUUUCCCCAUUCUUGGGAGCUAAGUCAGUGAAGCUUUAAAUUGCUUUAACUUUUUUUUUUUUUUUUUUGGGUUGGUUGUUUUUUGUUUUUUAAAUUCCUAAUAUAUUGUUGACUGAACUUACAAUGUACAAAACAUUACACAACUUUUUCUUAGGUCAAUUAUUAUCUAGCCCUA